UCGACAUCACGUACACUGUCCAGAUCCGGCGGCGCACGCUCUAUUACCUGCACAACCUGGUCCUGCCCGGCAUCCUCAUAUCCACCAUGGUGCUGCUGGCCUUUACCCUGCCGCCGGACUCCGGGGAGAAGCUGACUCUAGGCGUCACAGUGCUACUAUCUCUGACAGUAUUUCUGAACCAAGUCGCUGCAAAUAUGCCAGAGACCUCUGAGGCUGUGCCCCUACUAGGUGUUACCAUUUUACUAUCGCUCACUGUCUUUCUAAAUAUGGUGGCCGAGAGUAUGCCCACUACAUCCGACGCUGUCCCACUUAUAGGGACGUACUUUAACUGCAUAAUGUUCAUGGUGGCGUCAUCGGUGGUGAGCACUGUUCUCAUCCUGAAUUACCAUCAUCGGUCUGGCGAGACCCACGAAAUGGCACCCUGGGUGCGGAGCGUGUUCCUGCAGUGGAUGCCGUGGCUGCUGCGCAUGUCACGGCCGGGCGAAAAGAUCACGCGCAAGAACAUCAUCAUGAACAACAAGAUGAAGGAGCUGGAGCUGAAAGAGCGCUCCUCUAAGUCGCUCCUGGCCAACGUGUUGGACAUGGAUGACGACUUUCGGGGCCUGGCGCCGGCGCCGCUCUCGCUGGCCGCCAACAGCGCCGCCUACACGCGGCUGCCGCCCGGCCAGUCGGUCGACGACCUGGCAGCGCCCGGCUGCAUGGCAGGCUGUGCACGUGAGCUGCACCUGAUCCUGCGCGAGCUGCGCACCGUCACCGACCGGCUGCGCCAGGAGGACGACGAGGCGGUCGUCACCAGCGACUGGAAGUUCGCCGCCAUGGUGGUAGACCGCCUGUGCUUGAUCGUGUUCACGCUGUUCACUGUGGUGGCGACGGUGGCCGUGCUGCUGUCGGCGCCGCACAUCAUCGUGCCGUGACGUCAGCGCGCGCUGCGACACGUCAGCGUGACGUCAGCGUGACGUCAGCGUGACGACAGCGUGACGCUGUUAGGCGACAGCGGACGCGCGCCUCGCCGACAGUGCUGUCUGCUCAAGGCCGGCGGCGCGCCGGCCGUCAUCGCCACCUGACAAUACUGACGGCAAUACUCGAUCCCGUCUUGUUACCCUGUAGCUCCAGCCAUCCCGUCUCCAUCUCUGCCCUUCUUCCCGGCCAGGCCAGUCGAGUCGGUAUUUUUAGCAUUACGGGUAGUCGGGUGCGAGUGAUCCCCGGCCUCACCACGUCGGAGCCAAAUUACAGUGGGGUGUAAGGCAGUAGAGUCUCGUGCGCUCGAGCAGUUCGAGGAGCGGGCGCGCUAGCCCGUGCAAGCCUGCUCCCCAUGUCUAGACCAGCGUGUUUCUGUGAUUCUUCAUCGGUAUUCACCAGCUGAGACGCUGUGUCGGAGCCGCGCCGCCCUUUGCUGGAAUCCUUGCCUUCUGUGAUGCUUUGUUUCCAUUCAUAUCGAUUCAGACAAUGACAUAGGCUGGAGCGCGUUUUACGACGCGACGCAGGCGCGCGAUAGCACAUGUUUAUCGCGGUCUG
Pollicipes pollicipes is the source of this 1515-nucleotide messenger RNA. RefSeq names its product neuronal acetylcholine receptor subunit alpha-7. The record is from RefSeq and is a predicted model, not a curated record. Gene Ontology annotation, cellular component: postsynaptic membrane. Gene Ontology annotation, biological process: monoatomic ion transmembrane transport. NCBI's taxonomy places the organism in Eukaryota, Metazoa, Arthropoda, Thecostraca, Pollicipedomorpha, Pollicipedidae. Gene Ontology annotation, molecular function: acetylcholine-gated monoatomic cation-selective channel activity; transmembrane signaling receptor activity.